Closterium sp. NIES-65 is the source of this 2697-nucleotide messenger RNA. NCBI's taxonomy places the organism in Eukaryota, Viridiplantae, Streptophyta, Zygnematophyceae, Desmidiales, Closteriaceae. The record is from the annotation of a GenBank genome assembly.
AUGGCGUCCUGCGCGGCACGACACGUGGCUGCUGUCGCGACGUCCUACUCGCGCGACUCUUCGCUGCGCGACAGUGACGCCAAGGAUUCGCUGAAGGCAAUCCUCCAUGAUGCGGCUUUUUCCGCUGCUGUCGCCGUCAGCAGUGACGCCACACCUCAAUCCCCCGCCGCCGCGAAAACCGCCGCUGAAGGCGCCGCUUGUGAGGCCCCCGUCGUUCUAGUUCGCGCGGGAACGUUGGCGACGCGACGAAAACUGAAGUGCGGUUCGCUGCGCCUUGACGUGUCCCUUCAAGUUGACGAUCACGGCGGCGGCGCCGCCGAUGAUGUAGUUGACGUAGCUGAUUUGGACGGUCGCUGCGGCAUUGACGGCGCGAAUGACGAUCAUUUCUCCUUCGAGACGCCGUGGCAGGCGACGGUAGUACCAGCAAUUGUGACGACGGCGACGUCGCCAACGAUCGCAUGGUCGUCGCACGGGCGACAGUUCCGAAAGUCGUCCUCCGCGUCAUCCGCUCCCCUCUCCGUCGCCGACGGGAGCGCCAAUCAUGCGAACGACGCGGCGUUGCAGUCUUACUUCGCAGCAGCGGCAGCUGCAUCGCUGGCAGCCGCGGCGUUUCCGCGAGCGGCGUCUGCUGGCGCCGCGUAUGACAAGCCUUCGCGCAGCCCACUCUCUUCACUCACGAUCGCCCCCCCCUCCCCACCGCUCGGUGCGCAGCAGAUCUCGCCGGCGGAUGCGGCGGCUCGUCACGCGGACUAUCCACGUGGCGCCAUCUCGCAAAAGCCUCAGCGCCGCAAGCGGCAGAAUCUUCUUCACAAACCAGCCGCGGAGGCACACGCUGCUGCGCGGCAGCUCGCAGCGCCACAGGCAGCUGCGGCGCAGCUCGCGGAGUUUGCGCGCGGGGGGCUGCUCUCCCUUGUUACUCCCUUCGCGGAUGGACGUGUGCCGCGGGUGUGCGACCCCGCGUUACAGCCACACAGCGGUUCCGCUAAGGGAGGCAAGUUGGACGGAGGCCAUGUCGUCAUGAAGCCACCCGGUACUAAGUCCGCUGCGCGGUCGAUCCGCCAGCAGAAGCGGCGGCGCGUGCCGUUGUCUACCAUUGCUAUAGUCACAACAUGCGCCGCGCUUUUCUUCGUAUCCGUCAUUUUCCGCCGAACGGUGUCCCGCGCCGCUGCUGGUGCGGAUAACGAAAUCAACGACAGCCAUGACAUUAGAACUAGUCGCGGGUUAGUAACAGACUCAGGCCGGCAGGUUCAGUUAACGUCACCGUCAACGUCGUUGGGUUUCUCCUCACCAGAUUCUCUCCUGAGAGGCACAAGUAGCGUCGCAGGAACUUCAGGAGCCGCCGACCAAUCAGGUGACUCCGGCGACGGAAGCGCUGUCGUCGCUGGUCCGCGGCGGGUGACUGGUUCUGGUGACGAAAUCGCAGAAAGCGGGCUGGACACGGAUGGCGGGAAAGGGGGCGGAAAUGACAAUUUCCAUAACGAUGAUGACAAUAACGAAGCCUCUAACUGGGCGAAGCUUUUGGAGGAAAAGCCUCGUACCGCAGGCAGCAACAGCGGCCACCUAACAGCUGCUGCAGCAGCGGCCGCUGCUGACGACGACGAUUCCGAUGCUGACGUGGCCGCGGACGACGCGGAGCACGAGAGCGCGACUCCCGCGAAGCUUCCUGUCCGUUUCCUCCCGCUGACGCACGACAUGGGGGACGAGGAGCUCUUCUGGCGCGCAUCCAUGGUCCCCCUGCGCCGCCGCACCCGCCCGCGCGGAGCUGGCGCGGGCGUUGGAGCGGAGGGGGAAGGCGGAGGCGCGGGCGGAGGGGGAAGGCGCAGUAUAGGGCCUGCGAAAGUAGCGCUACUGUUUUACAGCGCGGGAACGAUGCCGUUUGCCCCGCUGUGGGCCAGAUGGUUAGAGGGGCAUGAGGACCGAGUGUCAGUCUAUGUGUUAACUGACGAGACGAAGAUAGAUAAAUCGUUAUUUCCCCCUAUUUUCCGGGGUAGAUUCGUGCCGAACAGGUCCCCUGGCGAGCCCGCUUCGGCCGAUUCGAAGACUGUACACAUGAGCACAGUGGACGGCAUGCGUCGUCUGCUAGCGAACGCGCUUUUGGACUUUUCUAACGAGCGGUUCGUGACUAUAUGCGAGCUCUGCAUCCCUAUCCAUAACUUCACUUUCGUUUACUCGUACCUCAUCUCUCCUCAUCACUCCGCCGCCCUCUCCUCUCCCUCCACCUUGUUUCAACCCAAGUCACUGACUUCCUCUGGGUUACAUCUCGCCGGUAUGGUUCCAUCUGCGCCGCGUAGUUACAUCCCGUCGAACGACGUGUCAGGGGAGGGCGGGAGGGAUCGUUUCAACCCCAAUUGCUUUGAGCCGAUGCUGAGUGUGGAGCAGUGGAGGAAGGGAGGGGCGUGGAUUGGACUCACUCGGAGGCUUGCCGUGCAGGUAGCAGUGGAGGAAGAGGGGGGUGUGAUUGGUCUCACACGAGGGCUUGCCGUGCAGGUCAUAUCAGACAGCAAGUUUUAUGACAAAUUCGCGGCCUGCUGUGUGCCGGUGCGAGGGGUCUUCCCAGCCUGCUUCCCCUCAGAGCACUACCUCCCCUCCAUCGUCCCCAUUCUCCUAACCCCCGACCUCGUGUCUCUCAUGCGCCACUGCCACUUCGGCAAUCUCUGCCAUCUCUUUGCCGGCCAUUUCCACCCAUCUGCCAUCUAA